Gasterosteus aculeatus aculeatus (three-spined stickleback) is the source of this 3508-nucleotide messenger RNA. RefSeq names its product 3'-phosphoadenosine 5'-phosphosulfate synthase 1 (gene papss1). Gene Ontology annotation, molecular function: ATP binding; sulfate adenylyltransferase (ATP) activity; adenylylsulfate kinase activity. The record is from RefSeq and is a predicted model, not a curated record. NCBI's taxonomy places the organism in Eukaryota, Metazoa, Chordata, Actinopteri, Perciformes, Gasterosteidae. Gene Ontology annotation, biological process: sulfate assimilation; 3'-phosphoadenosine 5'-phosphosulfate biosynthetic process.
CUGUCCUGUAAUCAGCGCGAGCAGCGCCCUGUCACUUAGCGCACGUAGAAGUGUCUGGUGGACUACCGUCUCAUAGCGGUAGGGAGUAGCAGAGAGGAGUUGUAUAAAUAGAAUAUUAUUGUGUUUGUACUUUUUCAAUCAAAUUCCUAGUUUAUUUGGUUAUGAAUUCUCAGUUGUGUGUCAUUUUGUAUCAUAUUUUAUUUCCAGCCACAUCAGAAAUUCUACUUUCCAAAUCCUAAAUAUUGUUACAAAUUAAUUAAAAUAUUUUUAUAUCCACACGAGAACAUGUUGAGUCAUUCAGUCAGUUGCUUGUGGCCGCGAAAUAAGACAACGUAUCAAAACUGACAUCGGAUCAGUUCGCCGGCCCCUUUCGCCCCGCCCACUAGGGAAAUGCGUCACUGCGUCGCCGGCGACGUGGCUGCUGAGAAGCUCUUCCCGGUUGUUGUCCUUGGUUGUUGCACCAAGCACCUCCGGGUUCCUUCAGUCAUUCAUCUUCCAUUGUAGAAUAAUAAAAUCCGGGCUAGCAACAAAGUCGAGCAGUUUUUCGGUUUGUGUUUUGAUGACCGGUUGAAACGGACCGCUGCAAACAUGGAGACGUACGGCAACUCGAACAAGAAACCGAAGCUAGGCAACGCUGCCGAAAACUGGGGAAUGCAACGUGCAACCAAUGUCACCUAUCAAGCUCAUCAUGUUAGCCGAAACAAGCGUGGGCAGGUUGUGGGCACAAGAGGAGGGUUCAGAGGAUGCACCGUUUGGCUGAGUGGUUUGUCGGGCGCAGGAAAGACUACAGUGAGCAUGGCUCUGGAGGAGUACCUGGUGUGCCACGGCAUCCCCUGCUACACACUGGAUGGGGACAACAUCCGUCAGGGGCUGAACAAAAACCUAGGCUUCAGCCCAGAGGACCGUGAAGAGAACAUCAGGCGCAUUGCUGAGGUGGCUCGGCUUUUUGCUGAUGCUGGGCUGGUCUGCAUCGCCAGCUUUAUCUCUCCCUACAGCAGGGAUCGCCUUAAUGCUCGGAAGAUCCAUGAGGCUGCAGGGCUUCCUUUCUUUGAGGUGUUUGUGGACGCUCCACUGGAUGUCUGUGAGAAGAGGGACGUAAAAGGGCUGUACAAGAGAGCCAGAGCGGGAGAGAUACGAGGUUUCACUGGGAUUGACUCAGAGUACGAGAAGCCAGAAGCCCCAGAGCUGGUGCUGAAGACUGACUCUUGCAGUGUGAAUGAGUCCAUACAGCAGCUUGUUGACCUGCUUCAAGAGAGGGAUAUAGUUCCCAUUGAUGGUUCUUAUGAAGUUAAAGAGCUGUACGUUCAAGAGAAUAAACUGGACCUGGCUAAGGCUGAUGCUGAGACUCUGCCUGCAGUGCAGAUUGGGAAGGUGGACAUGCAGUGGGUGCAGGUGCUGGCUGAAGGCUGGGCCACUCCUCUGAAUGGCUUUAUGAGAGAAAGAGAGUAUUUGCAGUGUCUUCAUUUUGACUGUCUGCUUGAUGGUGGCGUCAUCAACCUGUCGGUGCCCGUGGUGCUGCCGAUCUCUACUACCGAUAAGGAGCGUUUAGACGGCGUGACCGCUGUGGCUCUAGUCUACAACGGCAAACGAGUAGCCAUCCUCCGCAACCCCGAGUUUUACGAACACCGCAAAGAAGAGCGGUGUGCUCGUCAGUGGGGCACCACCUGCAAAGACCACCCUUACAUCAAGAUGGUGAUGGAAAGUGGGGACUGGCUGGUCGGGGGAGACCUGCAGGUUCUGGACAAGAUCUACUGGAACGAUGAACUGGAUCAGUACCGACUGACACCCACCGAGCUCAAACAGAAGUUCAAAGAAAUGAAUGCUGAUGCUGUAUUUGCCUUCCAGCUCCGCAACCCAGUCCACAACGGCCACGCCCUCCUGAUGCAGGACACUCACAAGCGCCUCAUCGAGCGGGGCUACCGCCGGCCCGUCCUGCUGCCCCCGCUGGGAGGGUGGACCAAGGACGACGACGUGCCGCUGCCCUGGCGAAUGAAGCAGCACACCGCCGUGCUGGAGGAGGGCAUCCUCAAUCCAGAGUCUACUAUCGUGGCCAUCUUUCCAUCGCCCAUGAUGUAUGCUGGGCCGACAGAGGUUCAGUGGCAUUGCAGAGCCCGAAUGGUGGCUGGAGCCAACUUCUACAUCGUGGGCCGUGACCCUGCAGGCAUGCCCCACCCUGACACGGGGAAAGAUCUGUACGAGCCCACUCAUGGCGCCAAGGUCCUCACCAUGGCACCAGGCCUCAUCACCCUGGAGAUCGUACCCUUUAAGGUCGCAGCUUACAACAAGGUCAAAAGAGCAAUGGAUUUUUAUGACGCCCAAAACCAUCAAGAUUAUGACUUCAUCUCAGGCACACGUAUGCGUAAGAUGGCUCGCGAGGGACAGAAUCCGCCUGACGGCUUCAUGGCCCCGAAGGCUUGGGCCGUGCUGAAGGAAUACUAUAAAUCACUGGAGAAGGCCUAAAGGUUCUCAGACGACACAAACAUGGAAGGACGUUGAAGUCUUAACAGGAUGGAUGUGGGACCACUCGUCUACUGUCACAAAACCCCGUUUUGGCUUCUGUCUGUGUCACUCUCACCCUCGACUGCUCCCGGUCUCAGUUGCUGUUUUUCUUAUGACAUCAGAGUGAGUUUGGUUAAACUAAGUGUAACUAAACUUGAUGUAUUUUUUUGUUUGGAAAAAAAAAACCUCUUUUGAUUUGAAAUUAUAGUAGAAGAAGUCUGCAUCCUAAAGAACAAACAAAGAAGUUCUUUAAAUAGAUGUUUGUGUUUCUCACUAACUUUAUAACUAUGUUCAAUUAACUAACAUUUUAAAGAUCAAGACUUUCAAUCACCCAUAUUGAAAGUACUGUUGACCAGUAUUUAAGUAGGCGUGGAUGUAUGUUCAGUAUUUGUGGUGUCCAAAUCUAUGAAGUCACUGCCCACUCAACUCCUUAAUGAAAGCCCAAAAAGUUGCUGUGUACUUUAUGGGUUUUUGGGUGAGGGUUAAGUGCCGAUGGUAAUUGCGCAAAAAUGUGUGUGCCCGAUUUCUUUCUGUAAAAUUGGAUGCCUUGGUUCUUGGAAAGUGAAGUCACAUGAUGUCUUGUUUGAAUUAGGACGCACACUGAAACACACAAUCACACCUGCUUCUUGUCUCACUCUUUGUUACGCUGUCUGAUAAGGUCCCGUAGUUGAAGAAGUUUGGAUAUACAGCCGAAACUUUCGUAAACGUCUACGAAAGAUUUCUAUUUAGUCUAUUUAUUCUGUCCUAACAUUGUUCUUUUUAUUCUCUUUAUAACGGUGUGGUUUAUGUAGCUUCGGUGCUUUUAACUUGUCUUAUCAUCAAUAUUGAUAUUUUGUUACAUUGUCGUCCCCUUUCUUUUUUUUUCCCUCUCAUGCGUUGCUAAUAUAUUCCUCGCGGCAAUUCAUUUCUACGUGUCGGCCUGCAUUGUCAGACAGUUAAUAGUUCCAUCAAGGGAUCAGAUUUGUAAUGGUUCUUGUUCAAUAAAUAAAUAAUUUUAUAUCAAGAAGAA